CUUUCUCCACCCCUCUCCCUCGAUCCCCCGCUCCUCCUCCCUCGAUCCCCCGUUCCUCGAUCCCCAAAACCCUAACCCUAGCUCCGCUCUCCGCGCACUCACCGAUCGCCCUCGUGGUUCGGAUCGAUCGCAAGCUUCGAGAGGCUCCUCCGGUGGCGUCGGGAGGAGGAGGAGGAGGAGGAGGAGGAGGAGGUUGGGAGAGAUGACGAGGCGGUGCUCCCAUUGUAGCCACAACGGGCACAACUCGAGGACGUGCCCUAACCGCGGGGUGAAGCUCUUCGGCGUGCGCCUCACCGAUGGAUCCAUCCGGAAGAGCGCGAGCAUGGGGAACCUCUCCCUCCUCGCCGCCUCCGCCGAGGGGUACGCUUCCGAUGAUUACGUCCAGGGAUCGUCCUCGAGCUGCCGCGAGCGGAAGAAGGGUGUGCCAUGGACUGAAGAAGAGCACCGAAUGUUUCUAAUUGGAUUGCAAAAGCUUGGGAAGGGUGACUGGCGAGGAAUAUCUCGUAAUUAUGUGGUGUCACGUACGCCUACCCAAGUAGCAAGCCAUGCUCAAAAAUACUUCAUACGUCAAACCAACAUGACCAGAAGAAAGAGGAGAUCUAGCCUUUUUGAUAUGGUACCUGACGAGCCCAUUGACUUUCAGCCAGUUCAAGCAAGUCAAGAACCAGAGACACAAGAAAACGAUCAACAGCUUUUACCUCCGGCCAUUGAUGAGCAAUGCGAAUCAAUGGACUCUAGCCCUUCAAUGGUCGGAGAGGCGGCUGUUCCAAGUUUGGAGAAUCCUCAGUGCAGUUAUCCAGUAAUAGUGCCGGCUUAUUUUCCGCCGUUUAUUCCGUUCUCGCUCCCUCUAUGGCCACCAGGUUAUAAAACAGAUACGUUGGAACGGGAGACGCAUGAGAUCGUUAAGCCAACUCCAGUGCUUUCCAAGGCUCCGAUAAACGUCGACGAACUCGUGGGUAUGUCAAGACUAAGCAUAGGAGAAUCCAAAAGAGAAUCUGCUGAGUCGUCGACAUCAUUAAAUUUGCUCGAUAAUUCAAAUAGGCGAUCGGCUUUCCAUGCUAAUCCGCAAACAAGGGCUCAAGCAUGAUAUCAGAUCCUUCGAAGGCCGACAUGGUGAAGAUAAGCUUCACCCCUUUGUUGUUUAUACAUGAUUAACUGUGUUUUGAGGCCAACUGUUUAAGUUUAUAUCAUCUAUUUCUUUUUACUAGGAAAAUUUGUAAUGACAUAGUAAGUUAUUAAAGUGACUAACAAUGUUGCCACUUACUAAUGUUGCUUCCAUUGAAACUGCUAGUCAUAUUAGGCGAUCAGGUGCUAUGUUUCUUUUACAAAUUUACAUUUUAACGUGUUAUAUGCUGCAA
Ananas comosus (pineapple) is the source of this 1358-nucleotide messenger RNA. RefSeq names its product transcription factor MYB1R1. Gene Ontology annotation, biological process: response to ethylene; response to auxin; response to gibberellin. The record is from RefSeq and is a predicted model, not a curated record. Gene Ontology annotation, molecular function: DNA binding. The transcript is spliced from 3 exons. Lineage: Eukaryota; Viridiplantae; Streptophyta; Magnoliopsida; Poales; Bromeliaceae. The coding region runs from base 203 to 1087 and encodes 294 amino acids.